Messenger RNA from Symbiodinium sp. CCMP2592, 528 nucleotides. NCBI's taxonomy places the organism in Eukaryota, Dinophyceae, Suessiales, Symbiodiniaceae. The record is from the annotation of a GenBank genome assembly.
AUGCGAUGCUCAGAGGUACAACUGGAUGCGACUCCUCACCCCCGAACAGAAGAAGGCCUUCUGUUCGAGGUCGUGGUGGUGGAUCUGGAGUUCGUGCAGGAAGCUUUGGCCGUUUGGGUGGAGGAUGCUGUCCAGUACCAUGACCUCAACCGUGACAAGAAAGUGUCGUUAGAAGAGCUGUCGUACAACUUCCUGCACUGGAGCAUCGUCCAGGCACGUGCAAAUUCGGUCCGCCGGCUGAACGGACAGAAGAAAAGCAAAGCGUGGGCGCAGGAGAUGAUCAAGCAAGAGCAGGCUUAUCUCGGAAAGUACUUCUGCGAGGACCCUGCCGCCUGUCCCAUCUUGAAGGAGCUCGAAAGCUAUGGCCAGCAGCUGUUAUCGUCGCCGAAGGCUGCACAGGCGGUGUAUCGCAAAGUGCGUGGCAUGAUGGAAGGCGAAGAGGGCGACGAGGUGAUCAAUAUGGUGUCCCGGGAUUCCGGCAAGCAGGAGGCCGUCCGAGCCUCUGAGCUUCGCCGCUCAGAGCUUUAG